AUGAGCUUCACGAAAAGAAAAAACUUAAUAAGCUUUGGAAUGAUCGACGGCAAGGUAAGCCCACUGGAUAAGGAUACAAUGAAGCAUAUUCUAGAAAGAUAUCCGUCCAUACUGGCCAGUGUCUACAGAAGGACUAACCAAAAGAGCAAAGCCAUCCAAGCUCUUCAGUGUAAAAUACUUGGGCAUGAAAAGGCCAUUUACAGCCAUGAGAUACUAUACAACUACAUCUACUUUGAGGACUAUGAUGGGGCGCUUGAAAGAGCCAAGUACUUAGGUUUCAGGGAUGAAGCAAUAGAACGGGUUUUACUGCAAAUAUUCAUCCAUAAGAAAACACAGGUGGAAAAUGUUUGCUGUGGAACAGACACUUAUGACGAGAUAAAUGAUCGUAUAUUCGAAUACCUGUCCACAUACUUCUCCAUCGAUGUCCUAGGCUACUUUAUCAAGGCUCUCAAGGACUUUUGCAACAACAAUAAAGAAUGUAAGGACAAGUCGUGUGGGGACCAGAAAAUUUCUCUGUUCAGGGCGCGGUGCACCAAAAGCUAUCUAGGAAAACUUGGGACAGAAUCCUUAAAGUAUAUAUACCACGAAUUGGGUGUAGCUGAGGCAUUAAGGCUUAUAGUUCAUAGAAAUCCAAAGAUUAAUGAAUGCUACUUCAGAGAAUUUGUAGAAAAAUGCUUUCCAAACAAUAAGGAAAUCAAAUCAAUUCUAAAAAGAAUCUACAUCCCAUGCUUGUUUGAACUGUUAGAGAAAAGGAACUCCUUAACCAAAGACAUCAAGAAGGUCAAAGAGUAUUAUAAUAAGGGCAGUGCAAGUGAAGAGGUGAAGCUUGAGUCUCGGUACUGCAAGAAGGCAAACAUGGAAGAAGAGAGCACAUACCUGAAGGUAUGUGACACAUCCAAUAAAAAGAGAUAG
Molecule: messenger RNA, 912 nt
Organism: Encephalitozoon hellem ATCC 50504
Lineage: Eukaryota; Fungi; Microsporidia; Unikaryonidae
Exons: 1
Coding region: 1-912 (303 amino acids)
Source: RefSeq, a predicted model, not a curated record